Capsaspora owczarzaki ATCC 30864 is the source of this 1294-nucleotide messenger RNA. RefSeq lists its product as hypothetical. Lineage: Eukaryota; Filasterea; Ministeriida; Capsasporidae. Bases 33 to 1259 code for a protein of 408 amino acids. Gene Ontology annotation, biological process: tRNA pseudouridine synthesis. Gene Ontology annotation, molecular function: RNA binding; pseudouridine synthase activity. The transcript has 6 exons. The record is from RefSeq and is a predicted model, not a curated record.
GUUUGGUUUUUGGAUUUGCAAUCCGUGUUUGGAUGGCGCAUGUUGCGGUGUUCCGUGGACUGCAUGUCCAUCACACCCAGCUGAAUCAUGCUCGCUGGGUGUCUCUUGCGUCGUCCUUGUCCUCCACGCUGACUGGGAUUGACCAACGACGGUCCUUCUCAACGGUCAAGGACUCGUCCAUCGCCGAGGUUGCGACCGCCAAGACAACGACCGCGACCACCGCCGAAAUGCAGCUCGAUGGGCAGCAGCCGCCAGUGUCUGCAUCUCGCUUCCUGCUUGCUGUCGAGUACGACGGCACUGCGUUCAGUGGAGUUGCUGCAAGUCCAGACGAACCACCAGACCGACCAAGUGUCGGAUCCGUUUUGGAUCGUGCGAUUGCACAAGCAACGCGCCAAGAUGCUCGCGUGACCUUUUCGAGCCGCACCGAUGCCGGCGUUCAUGCAUUGUGGAAUACCUGUCAUGUCGACAUUGAGCCUCGAACCCGACGAGGAGAUUUGAUGACUCAACAACAAUGGACUCCCUUGGCACUCGGAUCCGCCAUCAAUUACUUUUCUAGAGGAAAGGUGCCAUAUCCAAUGUCUGUUCGUGCCGUGUGCGCCGUGCCAGAGCAAGUCCAUGCGCGAUUCAACGCAACCCAACGAGUGUACAUUUAUCGGGUUGUCGUUGGCGAAUCUAGUGCAGCCUCAGUGUUUGACUUGCGCUAUCACCUCACUGCCGCACCCAUUGAUGAGAGUCUUGUGCAACAAGCAUGUCAAGUAUUUGAAGGGACGCACGAUUUUCAGUCAUUCCGUGCUGCCCGAUGCCAGGCGCGAACAACAACCAGACACAUUUCCCAGUUCUCCGUCCAGAUCGACAAACACAAAACUGACAACCCGUGGGCAAACUCGCUGCCAGACGCCCUCUCCAAACCAACGGUCGCAUUAACAUUCACCAUCCGGGGUUCUGGGUUUUUGUACCAUCAAGUUCGUAUCAUGGUGGGGCAUGUGUUGAGCGUCGCGAGUGGCAAGUCAACACUGGCCGAUCUCGUCCACCUUCGUGACAAUCCGCAAGUCAUUCACUUGCACAAAGACAUGCUACCGGCACAUGGACUGUGUCUCAAAGAAGUGUGCUAUGACUCUCAAGACAUACCGCCCGAGUCGUGGGUGAUGAUUGCCAAAAAGCACCAUAGCUUCAAAGCACUGCGCGAAUCUGUGAUUGUCCGGAAACCAUUUCGAAAUCCUGCCAAACCAGAAGCAGCCGUGGUUGACCAACAAGAUUAAGAACGUAAAAAUACAUGAGUAUUAUUGUACAAGUA